AUGGACGUGGACAUGGACGUGGACGUGGACGUGGACGUGGACAUAGACGUGGACGUGGACGUGGACGUGGACAUGGACAUGGACGUGGACGUGGACAUGGACGUGGACGUGGACAUGGACGUGGACAUGGACGUGGACAUGGACGUGGACGUGGACGUGGACGUGGACGUGGACGUGGACGUAGAGGACGUGGACAUGGACGUUGACGUGGACGUGGACGUGGACAUGGACGUGGACGUGGACAUGGACGUGGACAUGGACGUGGACGUGGACGUGGACGUGGACGUGGACGUGGAGGACUUGGACGUGGACGUGGACGUGGACAUGGACGUGGACGUGGACGUGGACGUGGACGUGGACGUGGACGUGGACGUGGAGGACUUGGACGUGGACGUGGACGUGGACGUGGACAUGGACGUGGACGUGGACGUGGACGUGGACAUGGACGUGGACGUGGACGUGGACGUGGACGUGGAGGACUUGGACGUGGACGUGGACGUGGACGUGGACAUGGACGUGGACGUGGACGUGGAGGACUUGGACGUGGACAUGGACGUGGACGUGGACGUGGACGUGGACGUGGACAUGGACGUGGACGUGGACGUGGACGUGGAGGACUUGGACGUGGACGUGGACGUGGACGUGGACGUGGACGUGGACGUGGACGUGGACAUGGACGUGGACGUUGACAUGGACGUGGACGUGGACGUGGACGUGGACAUGGACGUGGACAUGGACGUGGACGUGGACGUGGACGUGGACGUGGACAUGGACGUGGACAUGGACGUGGACGUAGACGUGGACGUGGACAUGGACGUGGACGUGGACGUGGACAUGGACGUGGACGUGGACGUGGACGUGGACAUGGACGUGGACAUGGACGUGGACAUGGACGUGGACAUGGACGUGGACGUGGACGUGGACAUGGUCGUGGACGUGGACAUGGACGUGGACGUGGACGUGGACGUGGACGUGGACGUGGACGUGGACGUGGACGUGGACGUGGACGUGGACGUGGACGUGGGCGUGGACGUGGACGUGGACGUGGACGGGGACGUGGACGUGGACGUGGACGUGGACGUGGUCGUGGAGGACGUGGACGUGGACGUGGUCGUCGAGGACGUGGACGUGGACGUGGAGGACUUGGACGUGGACGUGGACGUGGACGUGGACGUGGACCUGGACGUGGACGUGGACGUGGACGUGGACCUGGACGUGGACGUGGACGAGGACGUGGACGUGGUCGUGGACGAGGACGUGGACGUGGUCGUGGACGUGGACGUGGACGUGGACGUGGACUUGGACGUGGACGUGGACCUGGACGUGGACGUGGACGUGGUCGUGGACGUGGACGUGGACGUGGUCGUGGACCUGGACGUGGUCGUGGACGUGUACGUGGACGUGGUCGUGGACGUGGACCUGGACGUGGUCGUGGACGUGGACGUGGAGGACGUGGACGUGGAGGACGUGGACGUGGAGGACGUGGACGUGGACAUAGACGUGGUCGUGGACGUGGACGUUGACGUGGACGUGGACGUGGUCGUGGACGUGGACAUAGAGGAAUUGGACGUGGACGUGGAGGAAUUAGACGUGGACGUGCACGUGGUCGUGGACGUGGUCAUGGACGUGGACGUGGACGUGGACGUGGAUGUGAUGGAGGACGUGGACGUGGACGUGGUCGUGGACGUGGACGUGGAGGACGUGGACGUGGAGAACGUGGACGUGGACGUGGAGGAGUUGGACGUGGACGUGGAGGACGUGGACAUGGACGUGGACGUGGACGUGGACUUGGACGUGUACGUGGACGUGGACCUGGACGUGGACUUGGACGUGUACGUGGACGUGGACCUGGACGUGGACUUGGACGUGUACGUGGACGUGGACCUGGACGUGGACUUGGACGUGUACGUGGACGUGGACGUGGACUUGGACCUGGACGUGGACAUGGACGUGGACAUGGACCUGGACCUGGACUUGGACGUGGACGUGGACGUGGUCGUCGUGGACGUGGUCGUGGUUGUGGUCGUGGACGUGGUCGUGGUCUUGGACGUGGACGUGGUCGUGGACGUGGACGUGGACGUGGACGUCGUUGUGAACGUGGAGGACUUGGACGUGGACGUGGUCGUGGACGUGGACGCGGACCUGGACGUGGACGUGGUCGUGGACGUGGUCGUGGUCGUGGACGUGGAGGACGUGGUCGUGGACGUGGACGUGGACGUGGACGUGGUCGUGGACGUGGUCGUAGACAUGGACUUGGACGUGGACGUGGACGUGGACGUGGACGUGGUCGUGGACGUGGAGGACUUGGACGUGGACAUGGACGUGGACGUGGACGUGGACGUGGACCUGGAGGUGGUCGUGGACGUGGACGUGGUCGUGGACGGGGACGUGGACCUGGACGUGGAUGUCGACGUGGACGUGGACGUGGACGUGGACGUGGACGUGGACAUGGUCGUGGACGUGGACGUGGACGUGGACGUGGACUUGGACGUCGACGUGGAUGUGGACGUGGUCGUGGACGUGGACCUGGACUUGGACUUGGACGUGGACGUGGACGUGGACGUGGACGUGGACGUGGACGUUGACGUGGUCGUGGACGUGGCCGUGGUCGUGGUCGUGGACGUGGACGUGGACGUGGACGUGGACGUCCACGUGGACGUGGACGUGGUCAUGGACGUGGAUGUGGACGUGGACGUGGACGUGGACGUGGAGGGCGUGGACGUGGACGUGGACGUGGACGUAGACGUGGACGUGGACGUGGUCGUGGACAUGGAGGACUUGGACGUGGACGUGGACGUGGACGUGGACGUGGACGUGGUAGACGUGGACGUGGACGUGGAGGACGUGGACGUGGACGUGGACGUAGACGUGGACGUGGACGUGGUCGUGGACAUGGAGGACUUGGACGUGGACGUGGACGGGGACAUGGACGUGGACGUGGUCGUGGACGUGGACGUGGAGGACGUGGACGUCGACGUGGAUGACUUGGACGUGGACGUGGAGGACAUGGACGUGGACGUGGUCGUGGACGUGGUCAUGGACGUGGACCUCGACGUGGACGUGGACGUGGUGGAGGACGUGGACGUGGACGUGGACGUGGACGCAGACGUGGUCGUGGACGUGGACGCGGACCUGGACCUGGACUUGGACUUGGACGUGGACGUGGACGUGGUCGUGGACGUGGACGUGGUCGUGGACGUGGACGUGGAGGACGUGGACGUGGAGGACGUGGACAUGGAGGUGGACGUGGUCGUGGACAUGGUUGUGGACGUGGACGUGGAUGUUGACGUUGAUGUGGACGUGGUCGUGGAUGUGGAGGACUUGGACAUGGACGUGGAGGACAUGGACGUGGACGUGGACGUGGACGUGGACCUGGAGGUGGUCGUGGACGUGGACGUGGUCGUGGACGUGGACGUGGACCUGGACGUGGACGUCGACGUGGACGUGGACGUGGACGUGGACGUGGACGUGGACGUGGACGUGGACAUGGUCGUGGACGUGGACGUGGACGUGGACGUGGACUUGGACGUCGACGUGGAUGGCGUGGACGUGGACGUGGACGUGGAGGGCGUGGACGUGGACGUGGACGUGGACGUAGACGUGGACGUGGACGUGGUCGUGGACAUGGAGGACUUGGACGUGGAAGUGGACGUGGACGUGGACGUGGACGUGGACGUGGACGUGGAGGACGUGGACGUGGACGUGGAGGACGUGGAUGUGGACGUGGACGUAGACGUGGACGUGGACGUGGUCGUGGACAUGGAGGACUUGGACGUGGACGUGGACGGGGACAUGGACGUGGACGUGGUCGUGGACGUGGACGUGGAGGACGUGGACGUCGACGUGGAUGACUUGGACGUGGACGUGGAGGACAUGGAUGUGGACGUGGUCGUGGACGUGGUCAUGGACGUGGACCUCGACGUGGACGUGGACGUGGUGGAGGACGUGGACGUGGACGUGGACGUGGACGUGGACGCGGACGUGGUCAGGGACGUGGACGCGGACGUGGACCUGGACUUGGACUUGGACGUGGACGUGGUCGUGGACGUGGACGUGGUCGUGGACGUGGACGUGGAGGACGUGGACGUGGAGGACGUGGACGUGGAGGUGGACAUGGUCGUGGACAUGGUUGUGGACGUGGACGUGGAUGUUGACGUUGAUGUGGACGUGGUCGUGGAUGUGGAGGACUUGGACUUGGACGUGGAGGACUUGGACAUGGACGUGGAGGACAUGGACGUGGACGUGGUCGUGGACGUGGUCAUGGACGUGGACCUGGACGUGGACAUGGACGUGGACGUGGACGUGGUGGAGGACGUGGACGUGGACGUGGACGUGGACGUGGACGUGGACGUGGACGUGGACGUGGUCGUGGACGUGGACGUGGACGUGGACGUGGACGUGGUCGUGGACGUGGACGUGGACAUGGACGUGGACGUGGACAUGGACGUGGACGUGGACGUGGACGUGGACGUGGACCUGGACGUGGACGUGGACGUGGACGUGGACAUGGACGAGGACGUGGACGUGGACGUGGACGUGGACGUGGACGUGGUCGUGGACGUGGACGUGGACGUGGACGAGGACAUGGACGUGGACGUGGACGUGGACAUGGACAUGGACGUGGACGUGGGCGUGGACGUGGACGUGGACGUGGGCGUGGACAUGGACGUGGACAUGGACGUGGACGUGGACAUGGACGUGGACAUGGACGUGGACGUGGACGUGGACGUGGACAUGGACGUGGACAUGGACGUGGACAUGGACGUGGACCUGGACAUGGACGUGGACGUGGACGUGGACGUGGACGUGGAGGACGUGGACGUGGAGGUGGACGUGGUCGUGGACAUGGUUGUGGACGUGGACGUGGAUGUUGACGUUAACGUGGAUGUGGAGGACUUGGACUUGGACGUGGAGGACUUGGACAUGGACGUGGAGGACAUGGACGUGGACGUGGUCGUGGACGUGGUCAUGGACGUGGACCUGGACGUGGACAUGGACGUGGACGUGGACGUGGUGGAGGACGUGGACGUGGACGUGGACGUGGACGUGGACGUGGACGUGGUCGUGGACGUGGACGUGGACGUGGUCGUGGACGUGGACGUGGACAUGGACGUGGACGUGGACAUGGACGUGGACGUGGACGUGGACGUGGACGUGGACGUGGACCUGGACCUGGACGUGGACAUGGACGUGGACGUGGACGUGGACAUGGACAUGGACGAGGACGUGGACGUGGACGUGGACGUGGACGUGGACGUGGUCGUGGACGUGGACGUGGACGUGGACGUGGACGUGGACAUGGACCUGGACGUGGACCUGGACGAGGACAUGGACGUGGACAUGGACGUGGACGUGGACGUGGACGUGGACGUGGACAUGGACGUGGACAUAGACGUGGACGUGGACAUGGACGUGGACAUGGACGUGGACGUGGACGUGGACGUGGACGUGGACGUGGACAUGGACGUGGACGUGGACGUGGACCUGGACAUGGACGUGGACGUGGACGUGGACGUGGACGUGGACGUGGUCGUGGACGUGGUCGUGGACGUGGACGUGGACGUGGACGUGGACCUGGACGUGGACGUGGACAUGGACGUGGACGUGGACGUGGACGUGGACAUGGUCGUGGAGGACGUGGACGUGGUCGUGGAGGACGUGGACGUGGACGUGGACGUGGAGGACGUGGACGUGGACGUCGACGUGGACGUCGAUCUGGACGUGGACGUGGACGUCGACGUGGACAUGGACGUGUUCGUGGACGUGGACGUGGACGUGGUCGUGGACGUGGUCGUAGACAUGGACGUGGUCGUCCACGACGUGGACGUGGACGUGGACGUGGACAUGGACGUGGUCGUGGACGUGAAGGACUUGGACGUGGACGUGGAUGUGGACGUGGACCUGGACGUGGACGUGGACGUGGACGUGGUCGUGGACGUGGACGUGGUCGUGGAGGACGUGGACGUGGACGUGGACGUGGACGUGGUCGUGGACGUGGACGUGGACGUGGUCGUGGACGUGGACGUGGACGUGGUCGUGGUCGUGGACGUGGACGUGGACGUGGACGUGGACUUGGACGUGGACGUGGACGUGGACGUGGUCGUGGACGUGGAGGACUUGGACGUGGACGUGGUCGUGGACGUGGACGUGGACGUGGUCGUGGACGUGGACGUGGACGUGGACGUGGUCGUGGACGUGGACGUGGACGUGGACGUGGACUUGGACGUGGACGUGGACGUGGACGUGGUCGUGGACGUGGAGGACUUGGACGUGGACAUGGACGUGGACGUGGACGUGGACGUGGACCUGGAGGUGGUCGUGGACGUGGACGUGGUCGUGGACGUGGACGUGGACCUGGACGUGGACGUAGACGUGGUCGUGGACGUGGACGUGGACGUGGACGUGGACUUGGACGUCGACGUGGAUGUGGUCGUGGUCGUGGAGUGGACGUGGUCGUGGACGUCGAUGUGGACGUGGACGUGGACGUGGUCGUGGACGUGGACGUGGACGUGGACGUUGACGUGGUCGUGGACGUGGCCGUGGUCGUGGUCGUGGACGUGGACGUGGACGUGGACGUGGACGUGCACGUGGACGUGGACGUGGUCAUGGACGUGGACGUGGACGUGGACGUGGACGUGGACGUGGAGGGCGUGGACGUGGACGUGGACGUGGAGGGCGUGGACGUGGACGUGGACGUGGACGUAG
Messenger RNA from Closterium sp. NIES-65, 6705 nucleotides. The record is from the annotation of a GenBank genome assembly. NCBI's taxonomy places the organism in Eukaryota, Viridiplantae, Streptophyta, Zygnematophyceae, Desmidiales, Closteriaceae.